Molecule: messenger RNA, 7643 nt
Organism: Xenopus laevis (African clawed frog)
Lineage: Eukaryota; Metazoa; Chordata; Amphibia; Anura; Pipidae
Gene: znf318.L
Product: zinc finger protein 318 L homeolog
Exons: 10
Coding region: 1-6357 (2118 amino acids)
Source: RefSeq, a predicted model, not a curated record
AUGUCAUCACGCACACGCAAGUCUGGAGAGCAAUCGCUAGGAAGAAUCAGGGCCGCAAAAAUGUACCGGACUCCGAUGCGGCCCAGACUUUCCCCGGAUUUAUCUCCGGAGAUUGACACCCCUCGGCGGGAGAGUUCGCCUGAUAGGUCCAGCCGCUCCUGGUCUCGGGGUCGCUCCCCAGGCAGGCGACGCUCUAGGUCCCGGGGCCGGUCCCGUUCCAGACCGCGUCGUUCCAGAUCCCGUGGUCGCUCUCGAUCUAGACCGCGUCGAUCUAGAUCCAGGUCCCGGGGCCGCUCUCCUGGCCGUUAUCACCGCUCUGGACGUUCUCGCUCCAGACCCCGCCGGUCUCGUUCUAGACCCCGCCGGUCCCGCUCCAGGUCUCCUUACUCCCGUCGCCGCAGCCCUUCCCCCUACUCCCGCCGCGGGCACGAAUCCCACAGUUACAAGAAUGAGCGAGAGAGCAGCGACUUGCGUGACUACUCCCCCAGUUACCUUUCUGGUAAAGUCGCCGAUAUUCCUUCCUCCCGAACGGACCCCUUACACAUGCCUCCUGAACACCCCUCCUUGGCAAGCCUCAGAGCUACUGAAGUGAGGCGAAGCUCUGCAGACAGAUCUCCAGAUAUAAGGGGACUGGGUUCCAGCAUUGUGCCUGACAGUAAAAUGGGCAUUUACCAGGGCACUACUGACUCCCAACACCAGCCUGGUUAUGCGCAAGCAAUACCAGGCCUUCAAGAAGAACUUAGUGAGUUGAGGCGCCCCCUAGAUGAACCACUGCCCAUGCCCAAGUCUAUUCUGAAAAAGCGUGCUGAGCCUGAACAGAUGACUGGUGACCCUUCUAAUAAGGCGACUGGUUAUUUAAAUAGCAAGGAAAUUCCACUGCUGGGAAGUUUUAGCUCUUCAGAAUCCUCUGGGGUUUCUGCCAGCAGAGCAGUCGUACCACAAGGAGCAGCUGGCAAGCCUAUCCAAUCAGACAGUUUGAGCACCAGCAGGAUGAACAUCCCUACUGUGGCCCCACAAGGCAGCAUUUCCAGACCUUCUCUGCCCCAGUCAGAUAAUAAAGUACCAGAGUUAGGAAAUAAAAAUGGCAGCCAGCUGUCACAUGGCCACAAAAUGGAUAAUUUUCUGUUUAGCAGCGAUCCCAUGAAACACUUUUCAGACCCUGCCGACCCUUACAAAACAACUGAAAGAAAAGAUUCCUUUCUUUCGCCACACGAACAGGCUAAAGAACAAGCCAAAACCUUAUUUCCUAUUACUGAUAAAAUAAAAGAAUCCACCGGAGGUCCAAAGAACCAAAGGAACCUUUCAGAAGUAGAAGAUGAAGAGUUAUUCCUUUAUGGUGAUGAAGAGGUGAAAAAACAAAAUGAGGAAUCAUCCAAAGCUGCCCCUGCUGUAACUCCUGCAACCCCUCCUGCAAAAAACAACCCCAAUAACCAGGAGUUUGAGAAAAUUCAUGAUUUGUUAAAGACCAUUGGCUUGGAUAUUGGUGUGGCAGAAAUUGGCAAACUUGCUGUCCGAACCCAGGAGCGGCUUCAUGGUAAGAAACCAGCUCCACAAUCUGCUCAACCGGUGUACAAACAGCCUUCUCAGUCUGUAUCUAAGCAGCUUCCCCAAGCAGCAUCCAAACAGCCGAUACCAGCAACAAAGCAGCCACCCCAGCCAGCUUCAAAGCGACCAGUACCCAGUCAACCUUCUAAACAACCACCAGCAUCUCCCCCUGUGGCCCCGAAGCCAUCUCUUCCAGCACCCCAACAGAAACAGACACCUGAGCUUCAACGUAGUACAAGCAAUAUAGCCUCUGCUGAUUCAGGGUCCAUAACUCGCUUAGCUCUGGCUGGAAAAAAGGUUAAUGAAAGAGAGCCUUCUCGGUCACCCAUAAUAGAACAGGUGUCUAUGCCCAUUCCUGUUGUUAAAGAGAAGACCCCACCCAUUCCUGCACCCAAAAUAGAAAUACCAGUACAUGCAACCACAGCAAAUCUUCAGCCAGAGCAAGCACCUCCUUCUCCGAUUUCCAUGUAUGCUCCAUACCCACAAACUCAGAUGGUAUCAGGAUACGGCAUGCCUCCCUCAGUACCUCCCCCUAGCUACAAUCCCUACAGUCCCUAUGUAGCCUACCCAACCUCAAGUUGGUCAAUGUAUAGCCAAAUCCAUCAUCCUCCCCCUACUCACAUACAACCACCAAGUCACAUGGUGGUAGCAUCUCCUGUCCCUGUUGUUACACGCAGCAAUCUCCGUAUUAUUGAAACAAACGAAGAUGUACAAGUUCCUGCCAAAAUGUAUGCUCCUCUUUCUACAAGUGCACCAGCAAAAUUAACUCCCACCCUUACAAAACCAGAUAAGGAUCGCAGAAACAAGGAGACUGAAAAAAUGAAGGUGCUGGAUGAGCUGGAGGCUAUAAAGAAAGAACAGGGCAAGCGGAAGGAGAGUCUGAAUACUCUAGUUGCAAAGGUAGAGCAGCUUCGACUCCAGCAAGGGGUUCUUUUGAGAAAAAAGCAACGAGAGAAAUAUGGGCACAAGGACCCUCUUCUGGAGGAGCUGAACUCUGUACUAGAUAGCGCACAGAAACAGAUAAAGGCUCUGAAUUUGGAAAUUGGUGAUGCCAAUAAAAAACAACAGCAGCUUUCUAAAGUGGCAGAGAUUCUAGGUAUCAAACCUACUGAACUGGCUGUAAAACUUGCCUCUGAGAAGACUUCUACAAAGAAGAAUAAAUCCCCUAGUCCACCCAGCCCUGUGUGCUCCAAGGGCCCUGACACCGACCUCAAAUCCAUCUCUGACACUAAGGUAUCCUCCACUAAGACCUGCAAUGACCCACUGACUAAGGAUGAGGAAAAGCACAGCAGUGACAUUGAAAUUAAAUACAAAGAUAUAAAAUCUAGCACUGAGUCACAAUCCAGGGAUUCUUCGAGCUCUUCAAGCAGCAGUGGAAAGGGUGAUGAACAUUCAAAGCACAGAAGUUCUUCUCCAAAAUCUCCGAGAUCUAGCUCUGACAGAAAUGGCUCAGAGCCAAAGAAAUCCACUUCUCCAAGGUCAAGAGAUGAAAAGUCAAAGUCCAGAAGCCCUCAACCCAGUCAGUCGUCCCCUAGUACUGCAUUCCAAGUUGAUGCAAAACAUUCCUUUGAUCUCUCUGAAUUGUUUGAAUAUUAUGAUGGUGGAAGCCAUUGGUGUGAGAAAUGCAACUUCGUCCAUAUGACGCUAGUUGAUUUCUUGUUGCACUUGCAUGGUACAAAGCACAUAGAGGCAUGUGGUAACAAAGAAAAACACCCCUGGGCUAAGGACAGUGCCCCUAAAUUGAAACAGCGUGGAAAACAGACCAUUUCUCUUCCGCUUAGAGGCGCAGAGUUCCUGCUUCCUACCAAUGCAUACUACUGUGAGCUAUGUGAUGAGCUGUGUGCAGAUCAAAGUGCUGUAGAGGAGCAUAUAAAAUCAUUUGGUCACAAUAAUAAAUAUAAGAAACAUACGGAAGAAAACCCAACCUAUGAAGGAAUUAGACAGGAAAUGAAGAAAACUUGUUUGGCUGCCAUUAAAGAGACAGAGCGAAAGCAAGAGCUGGCGCAAAAGCAAGAGCUGGCGCAAAAGCAAGAGCUGGCGCAAAAGCAACAGCUGGCGCAAAAGCAACAGCUGGCGCAAAAGCAACAGCUGGCACAAAAGCAACAGCUGGCGCAAAAGCAACAGCUGGCGCAAGUGCUGGCGCAAAAGCAACAGCUGGUGCAAAAGCAAGAGCUGGCGCAAAAGCAAGAGCUGGCGCAAAAGCAAGAGCUGGCGCAAAAGCAAGAGCUGGCGCAAAAGCAAGAGCUGGCGCAAAAGCAAGAGCUGGCGCAAAAGCAAGAGCUGGCGCAAAAGCAAGAGCUGCAGCAAAAGCAAGAGCUGGCGCAAAAGCAAGAGCUGGCGCAAAAGCAACAGCAAGAGCAACAGCAAGAGCAACAGCAACAGCAAGAGCAAAAGCAAGAGCAAAAGCAACAGCAAGAGCAAAAGCAACAGCAAGAGCAAAAGCAACAGCAAGAGCAAAAGCAACAGCAAGAGCAACAGCAAAAGCAACAGCAAGAGCAAAAGCAACAGCAAGAGCAAAAGCAACAGCAAGAGCAACAGCAAAAGCAAGAGCAAAAGCAAGAGCAAAAGCGGAAAGUAGAGGAGAUUGUAAAUGAAAUUAACCAAGAAAAAUCCAAAAAGUUCAAGAAAGAGGAGGAAGAAAGUCAGAAAAGAAAGCUUAUCGAGCCAGUUAAACCAGACCCUAAGCAAAUUUCUAAACCAGAGAAAGAGAUGCCUGCUAAAACAUUUGGCAAGUUCACCUGGGGGACACCUGCGAACAAUAGCCAGAUAAGUACAGCUUCUGCUACUGCUUCUACCGCAUCAAAAGUUGAAAGCUUAUUCGUUACUCCUGAGAAACUUAAAGAGGAGGAUAGUAAAGUUCCUCCAGCUAAACAAAAGGCAAUUGAAAUAAAAUUAUUGGGUAAACCACCUUCUUCCCAAGGAAGCACCUGGACUUCUGCAACUAGUAAAGUUACAACUUCUGCAUCACCAACUUCUGUGACACAGGGGUCAGUACGACCCAACUUGCCCAUUCCUAUGGCAGUGCUUAGGAAAACGAGUAGUUCAGCGCCUGUAAGCAAACCAGCCCCUCUUAACGCCUUUUUAUCUAUAAAAUCCUCAAGUUCUUUUUCAAAACCUUUGCCAGUUUUGAAAUCUAAACCAGAGGGAGUGUUACCACAGGAAGUGAUUUCCAAAGCAUUUGGAGGCCAACAAGUUUUCCUGAAGGAAACAAAUUAUGGAGACAAAAAGCAAGAGGGGAUCCCGAUUAAAACUUCAUCUGAGCCUGAGACUAAAAAGGCAAAUGAAAUUACCCCAAAUAAGAUGGCUGAGAAUCAAAAGACCCCUACAGCAAGCAGUGCAAAUGAAACACAGAAGCUAACAGAAUCUCCUAAUUUGUAUGAUCUCUUUUCCACUAAACCUGAACCAGGUCUUUGCAAAAAGUUGGUUUGCAUUACUCCAGACAAAUUUGACUUCAGACCAAACAUCCCAAACAACGAACAGAAAAAGGUGGACUAUAUUCCUUUGAAACCAGAUGAGAGUUUGAAGACUCCAUUGGUAACACAGAAAGCUAAUACUACUUCCAGCUCCAAGGCAGUCCCAAUUUCAAGCAGUACACCCAACGAUCAGAAUGAUUCAAAAAUUAAAAAUAUAUCUCUAAUUUCUAGUGAAAAGCCUCGUGUUCAAGUGCCCAGUUCUGUGGCACCGUUUAGUCCAACAAUGUUUGACAAAAAUACAUCUGUUAAAUCUGACAAAGCAGGGUUAAAAUCAGUGACUGUUUCAGGAAGCACUUCUACAACUAAACAGAAAGACACGCCAUUUGUGGAUUCAAAAAUUGUCACUAAGCCUUCAGAAUCCAAGCCAAAUACUCCUGUUCCUAAAAGUUAUACUAACCCCUCAAAACCUUUAGCUAUCAAGCCAAGUUCAGCAACUUUAACAUCCAAGCCCCUAAGUGCUUCACAGCCUCCAUCAAAGCCUUUUGUAUUCCCUGCAUCUACUACCCCAAAGGUGCCUCCGACUAAACAUGUGUCCAGUUACAGCAGUACUGCACAGCUGAAUCAGAAGUUUAAAAGGGCUCCCCUUUCCCUACCAACAUCUUUGUUUGCACAUGUGUCAGAUUUUGCUUGUAAUGAUAUCAAGAUAACCUCUACAGUAGCUCAAAAAUCAUCAACAGUAGCUCAUAAUUCAUCUACACUAGCUAAUAAUUCAUCUACAGUAGCUCAUAAUCCAAGUGUGAAUAAAGAGAGAGGCUCUGUGAAAAAAAUAGAACAGACCCAAGUUAAAAAGCAACCAACUGCUGUAUGUAAACCUGAAGCUAGUAAAAAACUGCAGGAUGAACUGGAUUCUUACUAUAAAUUAAUUUCUACUGAAGAUGACCCUGAAGAUUUGACAACUUCUGAAGAUCAAGACAUGGCUAUGGAGGAAGCUACAGUGACUCCUACACUUGUUCAAAUAGUAGAAGCCCCAGCAAAGAAGGUUGUUUCAGAAAUUUCAAAACCAACCGUACUACCAGUAGCACAAGCAGUAUUGGCCACAGAAGAGGUAGAUGAUUCAGAUAUGGCUUGUGAGGAUGCUCCAGAAGCUCCUGAUACAUCCUCAUGGCCGAGUUCCUCUGUUCCAAGUACUGUUUAUGGACAUGGGUUCUUUUCAUCUUCUUAUGGUGCCCAUAAGGCACCAGUGACUGCAAACAAGUACAGUCCUAAACCAUUGUAUGCUACAGGACAGCUAGAUAAGGUUUCUUCAAACAAAGGCCCAGGACAAGGGGCUUUACCAGUAGCUGAUUAUACAAUGGAAGAGGACUUAUCUGUAUUAACUACCUGUGACGAGUCUGAUUAAACCAUAGAAAAGGGUAAAAUGCACCUUGUUAAUAUUAAGAGUUGAAUAGUGUUUUCCUUACUCCUGUCCUCUAAGGUAACCUGUGUAUUUCAUGAAGUUUGGGUAUAUGUAUAUAAUGUUACCAGUUUAGCCCUUAGCCACACUAAUUCAGUAGAUCAGUAAAUGGUACAUUACUUUUGAGCUUUUCACCUAUAGAUCACUGUGGGAAGCAUUUUCCAAUUUUUUUCACAGGCAUCGAUAAACACAAUGCAGUGGAAAUGCCGAGAAGACAUGCAAUGAACCUGGUCGUUCUGGUCCUUUAGUAAAAGAACAAACGUGACCACCUAGGAGGACCUUUUCUCUUGAAGGAAAUGUUUUGUUUGUGUAUUCUGAUGGUCUUUGUGUUCUUUACCAAGCUUGUAUAUAUUGCCAUAAAUAAUUGUAUUAGAAUCAUUGUGUAGAUAUGUGUCUAAAGAUGGCCUGAUCUACUGCACAUGGGGUAAAGGAUCAAAGCCCUGAAAUAUCUUUGAUACUUAAUGGUGUACUUAAAGUUCAUCUUCAAUUCAGUGUACUUAGUUUAUUGUUUGAGUAUUAAUCAUUUUUGCUUCUGUUGUCAAAAUAUUUUUCAUUAUUUUUUAACCUCACUGUUCAGUGUCUAUUUGCAAUUGUUAUUGUACCUUUAAAAAAAGUUGGCUUGUAAAUACUUAAAAUGUUAAUUUAGGUCCUGCUGUGAAAUCUGUUAAAUGUUUACUUAAAGAAAUGUUGUUUAAAGUUGACCAAUGAACCACUUAUAGAGUUCACUUUCCAGUUUAUAGAGUUCACUUUUCCAGUUGUCUUGUUCCUGAAUAUGGAUGCCUGUUAUGCAUUUCAGAUCUCAGUUUCUGCUGGAGAAUACAAGUUUUGUUGUAAUAAUGUAAAUUUGUUGAUUCUGAUCACCUUGCAGUUUAUAUGUACACAUUUUUUUUGCAUGUUUCUUGUACUAGUCCUUAUCAAUUGUUCUUUUUUUUCUCUCUCUUUAAUUUUGAAGGAUGUCACGUUGCUGUUACAUUGCCAGUAAAUCUGUUCAUUGAAUGUGGACUUGCGGCCCUAUCAUUUUCUGAAGCUUCCUUUACUUGCAGUUCUGUGUUAGAAUCUCAUGUAAAGAACAUUGUUUGCCGACACAUUGGACUGUGCUAGCCUUCAUUUGACUGCAAACCUACUGUGACCUGAAUUGCAGCUUUCAGUCCAUUGCACCUGUUAAAAAUGAUUACUGCCACAUAAUGUGUUGUUCUAUUAUAUCAUUUUUAAUAAAAUUAGGUGAUCCAAAA